GAGGAAUGGAAUCUAGCUGCUUAUACCGAUUGUUGCUGAGUGGCUGUGCUUGUAAGAGGCGUUAGAGGUCACGGUUCAUACCCAACAUGGCGGCGCCCUGUGCAAAACAUGCCGAGCUGUUAGUUCGUUUAUUACAGGCACCACUUAGAGUCUCUGUCCGUUUCUGUAGUUCAGGGUCUUCUGUAAAUCAUGGGCACGGAUCCCCUGGAGUAGUAACUAAAGCUACGGAACAGCCAGUUAUAGCCCAGACAUCUGAGAUAAGAAUCAAGGAGCUGCUGAAGGGUACAGAAUCCUUUGCAUCUUUGUUGCGCCGUUCUCCACUUAUUCAGAUGGGUCCUGCUAAAGAUAAAGUAGCUGUUGGUAAAAUCUUCCAUGUUGUUGGAGAAGAUCUUUACAUAGAUUUUGGGGCCAAGUUUCACUGUGUUUGCAAAAGACCUGAACAGGAUGCAGAGAAAUACCAGAAAGGGACCAGAGUCCGUCUAAGAUUGGUUGACUUGGAACUUACAUCACGAUUUCUGGGGAGUACUACAGAUACAACCUUGCUGGAGGCAGAUGCAGUUUUGCUGGGGCUUCUCGAGAGCAAAGACCAAAAAUCCAAAGAAUAAUAGGGCAGAGCAAAUUUACUUUAAUCCUGUUUGACUUCCUGGAAUGCUAUUAAAUAUUAAACUUACCACUGACAGUGACUGUCUUUAUAGAAAUUAUAUGAAAUAACUACAGGAUAUAACUAGUGUAUUAUUGCCUGCUAGCUAAACAAAUCUGUUCCUCUUGAUAAUAUGCAUAAUUUUGUAUGUAAGGCUUGACAUCACUUACUGCAUGACGUGUUUGGUAUUAACUAUGUUGUGUCUAAUUAUGAAAUCUGUAUUUUUUUUCCCCAGAGACAAAUGUUAGAGAAACAAAUAAAGAUCUUUAUAGAAAA
Molecule: messenger RNA, 916 nt
Organism: Bombina bombina (fire-bellied toad)
Lineage: Eukaryota; Metazoa; Chordata; Amphibia; Anura; Bombinatoridae
Gene: MRPS28
Product: mitochondrial ribosomal protein S28
Exons: 3
Coding region: 87-605 (172 amino acids)
Cellular component (GO): mitochondrial small ribosomal subunit
Source: RefSeq, a predicted model, not a curated record